This is a messenger RNA of Carica papaya (papaya), 1614 nucleotides long. NCBI's taxonomy places the organism in Eukaryota, Viridiplantae, Streptophyta, Magnoliopsida, Brassicales, Caricaceae. The record is from RefSeq and is a predicted model, not a curated record.
UAGGAUAAGACUCGGUGACGCUAUUCAGCUUGUGGUUGCUUGACUGUCUGGAGCAGAGAGAACUCAUGGCGGGAGCUCUGCUAUAUUUGAGGUCUCCUGUAACAACAGCAGCCUCUUCGUCGUCUACUAAAGAGAAAGAAUUUGACAAUGUUCAUAAAAUUCGGCUCCCAGAUAAGACACGGAAUUCUCGAGUUUUGAUUCUGGGUGGUACGGGUCGUGUCGGAGGAUCCACGGCCAUUGCACUCUCCAAUCUCUGCCCUGAACUCCGCGUCAUUAUUGGUGGUCGUAACAGGGAAAAAGGUGAUGCCAUGGCAGCUAAACUGGGGAAGAAUUCUGAGUUUGCUGAAGUGAAUAUUGACGAAGUAGAGUCACUGAAAACAGCUUUAAGUGAUCUUGUAGUCCACACAGCAGGACCUUUUCAACAGGCAGAGAAGUGCACGGUUCUGGAAGCUGCCAUAGAGACCAAGACAGCAUAUAUUGAUGUUUGUGACGACACAAGCUACGCAUUUAGAGCAAAAUCUUUCAAGGAUAGAGCCAUAGCUGCAAAUAUUCCUGCCAUAACUACUGGUGGAAUCUAUCCGGGAGUGAGCAAUGUGAUGGCAGCAGAGCUGGUUCGUGUAGCAAGAAGUGAAAGCAAGGGCGAGCCAGAGAGGCUAAGAUUCCACUACUACACAGCAGGCACUGGUGGAGCUGGUCCUACUAUUUUGGUGACUAGCUUUUUGCUUCUUGGAGAGGAAGUUGUUGCAUAUAAUAAAGGAGAAGAGAUCAAACUAAAGCCUUACAGCGGAAUGCUGAAUAUUGACUUUGGAAAAGGGAUUGGAAAAAGAGAUGUUUAUCUAUUGAACUUACCAGAGGUGAGGAGUGCUUACAAAGUACUAGGGGUACCAACUGUCAGUGCUCGAUUUGGCACUGCACCGUUUUUCUGGAAUUGGGGAAUGACAGCCAUGACAAAUUUUCUUCCUAUGGAAUUUCUAAGAGAUCGCGACAAAGUCCAAAGAUUGGUUCAAUUGUUUGAUCCCCUAGUUCGAGCAGUUGAUGGGAUUGCUGGAGAGCGUGUGUCCAUGAGGGUUGAUUUGGAGUGCACAGAUGGACGCCGUACUGUUGGUAUAUUUAGUCACAGAAGGCUUUCAGUAUCUGUUGGAACUGCUACAGCUGCUUUUGCCCUUGCAAUUCUUGAGGGAAGCACACAGCCCGGGGUUUGGUUUCCGGAAGAGCCUGAAGGGAUAGCAGUUGAGGCAAGGCAAACUCUUCUUGAGCGUGCUGCACAAGGAACAAUUAAUUUUGUAAUGAACAAGCCACCAUGGAUGGUGGAAACAGACCCAAAAGAGCUUGGAUUAGGAAUAUACGUGUGACAACACUUAAAAGGAGAAACAUUAGAAGGUACUGGAAGUCAACAGAUUUGUUCAAGUACCAUCCAUGUGCAGAACAGCAUCCAACUGAUGAUUGCUUGCCAGAAGAAAACAAAUGAGAAAUGUUAUGUAGCCAUUAUCUCUAUGAAAUUCAAUUUUUUAUUCUUUCCAGAAAAACAUAUAACAUUUCGUUACAUUUUUUUACAAGUUAUUGAAUAUACGGUCAAAGAUACCAAUUUUUAAAGCUAAUUUCUUGUUUCCUUUC